Messenger RNA from Impatiens glandulifera, 2024 nucleotides. RefSeq names its product sodium/proton antiporter 2-like. Gene Ontology annotation, molecular function: antiporter activity. The record is from RefSeq and is a predicted model, not a curated record. The transcript has 10 exons. Gene Ontology annotation, biological process: sodium ion transport; transmembrane transport. NCBI's taxonomy places the organism in Eukaryota, Viridiplantae, Streptophyta, Magnoliopsida, Ericales, Balsaminaceae. The coding region runs from base 128 to 1849 and encodes 573 amino acids. Gene Ontology annotation, cellular component: membrane.
CAGCCGUCUGUCUUGACGGCCCCAGAUCGCUCGCUCAAUAGUCAACUCAUCACCGUUUCUCUGGCUCCGGUCACUUCCUUCACCGCCGGCGGCAACAUCUCGGCACCUCAUCAUUCCGACUUCUCUCAUGCCUACACUUCCGACGAUAUCCCACCACCUGUCUUCUGCUUCCUUCCCACUGAAGAAGCUCCAACGCCUCUCUCCCGCUACGAUUUCUCACGCACAAUAUCCUUAUUCUGGUCCAUCUUUCCUGAAGCUCAGAGGUCAAAGGUUUCUGAGCCGCAAUGGGAUUCUUAUGCGAGCAGAGGAUAAGGCACAAGGCCAAGGAUCAUCCUCGUCUCAACGGGAUCCUUCACCCAAUACGGAGAAUCAGAUUCAGGAUCUGACUCAAUCUUCAGUUGACGAUACGAGCUCGAAAGAUUUUGAAGCAGCUUACCAACCAAAGACUGAUUUAGUGAAAGCACUAGCAAUUGGUGCUGCUACGGCAAUUGGUGCAGCUGCAAUUAAUCAUUCAUGGAUUGCUGCUAAUCAGAAUGUGGCAAUGGCACUGUUGUUUGCAAUAGGAUACACAGGCAUCAUCUUUGAAGAAUCACUUUCAUUCAAUAAAAGUGGGGUUGGUUUAUUGAUGGCUGUGAGUUUGUGGUUUGUUAGAAGCAUCGGUGCUCCUUCUACUGAUAUAGCUGUUUCGGAGUUAUCGCAUGCAACUUCUGAAGUGAGCGAGAUUGUGUUUUUCUUGCUUGGUGCAAUGACCAUUGUUGAGAUAGUUGAUGCUCAUCAAGGAUUUAAGCUGGUUACUGACAACAUAACCACCAGAAAGCCAAAGACUCUUCUUUGGGUGGUUGGUUUUAUGACAUUCUUGCUGAGUUCAGUCCUCGACAACCUUACCUCUACCAUUGUUAUGGUCUCCUUAUUGCGGAAGCUAGUACCUCCAUCAGAAUAUCGCAAGUUUCUAGGUGCUGUUGUUGUAAUAGCCGCGAAUGCUGGUGGAGCAUGGACUCCUAUUGGCGAUGUUACUACUACUAUGUUGUGGAUACAUGGUCAAAUAUCCACACUGCCGACAAUGAAGGACUUGGUUAUUCCGUCUGUUGUAUCAUUGGCUGUGCCAUUGACACUAAUGUCAUUCACGAGUGAAGUUAAUGGGAAAGGAUUGGAAACAUCGGAUCUUUUGUCAUCUGAACGAAUGGCCCCAAGAGGAAAGCUAGUAUUUGCUGUUGGUGUAGGUGCAUUGAUAUUCGUCCCCAUUUUUAAAUCUUUAACGGGGUUGCCCCCAUUCAUGGGUAUACUGCUAGGACUUGGUUUUCUUUGGAUUCUAACUGACGCUAUUCACUACGGAGAACCCGAAAGGCAGAAAUUGAAGGUGCCACAAGCAUUAUCCCGCAUCGAUACUCAAGGAGUUCUUUUCUUCCUCGGGAUUCUGUUGUCUGUCAGCAGUCUGGAGGCAGCUGGGAUACUGAGGGAAUUGGCGAAUUAUCUUGAUGCACAUAUACACAACACUGAAUUGAUAGCAAGUGCAAUAGGAGUGGUUUCAGCUGUUAUAGACAAUGUUCCGUUAGUUGCAGCAACAAUGGGGAUGUAUGAUCUCAUUUCCUUCCCUCAGGACUCGGAGUUCUGGCAGUUGGUUGCAUAUUGUGCUGGAACUGGCGGUUCCAUGCUUAUAAUAGGUUCGGCUGCUGGAGUUGCUUAUAUGGGUAUGGAGAAGGUCGAUUUCUUUUGGUACUUGAAAAAGGUAAGUGGCUUCGCAGUUGCGGGUUAUGGUGCAGGAAUUGCUGCAUACUUGGCUGUUCAUAAUCUUUCUCACAUUGAUAUGCCUGCAGUUAUAGCCCAGGUUCCUUACCAUUUUGGGUCAUAGAUUCUAACACAUAUUUAUAUACAGAUGAUAGAUAGUGAGAUAUGAAGAAAGAAAAGAGGGUCCCUUCAAAUAAAGAUUAUGGGAAAUGCUCAGAAUUAGGACUCAGGAACAUGAUCAAUUUUGAUCUGAUUAUUUUCACUUGUUGAUGGAAAUAAUGGGCAUGAGUGUUUUUGUU